AUCACGAAGUUACGACUCUCCUUCAGUUUCUACGUAGUACACUUACGUUCUCUGCACUCCGAGCUACCCUUUUCUCUCUUCUGGUCUAUCGGCUUCUACUUUCCCUCUCUCAUCAGCUCCUCUGGUCUUUCGGCUUCUACAUUUCCUCUCUCAUCAACGUUCCAUUUCGUCAUGGAUUUUCACCAAGGUAAGAAGGCGGAGCGCCUUGCUCACAUCCAGCCGCAUGUGGUUGACGGCCAUACCGGUGUCUUUCCAAAAUUGCAGCCGGACGUGGCCGAAGCUCCUCAUGAUAUGGAAUCUGCGCUCUCCAAGCUUCUCGCUUCCAUGAAGAAUGGGAACGAUAUUCUUCAAGAGAUCGCGGAUGCUUCUGGUAGUGGCAAGGGCCGAAGGAAGACGGAGACCGGUCCCGCUACAUCCUCGGGCGUCUCCGAUUUCCACUGUCCGUGCUUCGUCAGUUACGUCGUUUAUGAUUAUGAAGCCAAAGUUGGCGGCACCGACAAUGUUCAAGUGCAGCCAUUGAGCACCAUCGCGCUCUGGCAUAUCAUUGACAUCCCAUCCUACUUCACCGACGACGAGUGGUGCAAUCUCCCAAAGCCCGUCGCGCUCUACUCUGGUCAUCAGUCACUCAUCGACAAUGAUUUGCGCUAUCGACUCCGCGACUCACAUGAUGUGAUGCCGGAUACUGAACUCGAGACAGUCCUCAGGGUGAUCGGAGAAUGGCCUCCACCACCAGUUGAUGAUCCCAAAUACUUCAAUGAAUUCGCGCGUAACGGUUUGAGCAAGUUCCGCAAGCUCUCCCGUAACGAAGCAACCGAAGAUCUUCGAAAGACUGCUGCCCUUCACCAUAUGGAGAAGAUCAACCGUGGUCUCAUUAUCGAACCGGCCAGUGAUGCGAUUGUGCGCGAGACCUUCCGCGCCAUACGUCAAUUCCCGCACUUGCUUGGUAAGCUGAAUGACACCAUUGAUCAGCCAACAGUGAAGGUUCUGCGCGAUGUCUUGCGAUAUUCCAAACACUGGCACAUCACCAUCGCUCGCCUGAUGCGCCAUCUCACUCAGCCUGUUUCGGUAUUCAGCAUGGGUACCAUAAAAAAGGACAAGUUGGCUGCGAUGAGUGAAGACGCGGCUGAAUUCUUCGUCCCAGAGCUUCCCACCAUGAGGGACACGGACAAGCAAUGCAAGGAAGCCCGAGACGAGCUGAAGGCCAAUAUGAAGGAGUCGAAAGCGGAGGGUGAUGGUAGGUAUAUCGAGUCCGGCAUCCAUGCUGUUCUCGACCUCCCCAGCAAGCAGGAGGAAGGCACUACCGUGAUGAUGAACAUUCAUAUCGAUCCGAAUGUCCGUUCAUACAUCGAUGCAGCCAUUCCUGCAGAGAUUCAGCCCAAGCAUGUGUCUGGUAUCUUCAUCCCCGCUUCAAUUUGUCGCAAGAACCGUCGCAAAGACAAUCCGGGCGAUGACAACGAGUUUUUGGCCGAUCUUGAUCUAAUCGAUGUCACCGACGGCCGUCUUGACAAGCACGUCGCCAAGGUGUUUCCGCAUUUACCGGAGACAUUCCUUGAGGAAUACCGUACUAAAAACCCCUGCCACAGCUACCUGCUCGCCUGCAUCGACUACAACACUCGAGUUCAUAGUAGCAAUGUCCUCACAGAGCGAGAAAGGAUGCCGCGUGACUAUGACAUGCUCCUUGCGGCCAUCCGACAUUCCCCUCGGGUUUUCGUUCUCUUCGGUGCCUCGGAUGCCGAUCCAUUGCUCGCCAACUUGAUGGCUCGGUACGACUUCGAAUCCUGGCUUGAAUGGAUGCAUGUGCGUGAGAUAUGCCGUCUGCUCAAAGGUAGGGACAUGGAAUCGGACAUGGAAUCGGACAUGGAAUCGGACAUGGAAUCGGACAUGGAAUCGGACAUGGAAUAGACGAACUCGUCGCAAUCCCCGGAACCAAGGUCUUGAUCGAAACGGAAAUGGAUAGGCAAGGGGGUAGGCAAUAGGUGGUUAGAGAAAGCAACGUAGCUGCAGGGUAAUGAUAACUAGGUCUAUAGUUGCAUAUCCAGUGGGCUCAAUACUAUCAACUCUUUAUGCUC
Westerdykella ornata is the source of this 2069-nucleotide messenger RNA. RefSeq lists its product as uncharacterized. The transcript has a single exon. NCBI's taxonomy places the organism in Eukaryota, Fungi, Ascomycota, Dothideomycetes, Pleosporales, Sporormiaceae. The record is from RefSeq and is a predicted model, not a curated record. Bases 172 to 1902 code for a protein of 576 amino acids.